Messenger RNA from Penicillium coprophilum, 492 nucleotides. RefSeq names its product Hsp20/alpha crystallin family protein. Gene Ontology annotation, biological process: response to heat; response to salt stress; response to hydrogen peroxide. NCBI's taxonomy places the organism in Eukaryota, Fungi, Ascomycota, Eurotiomycetes, Eurotiales, Aspergillaceae. Bases 1 to 492 code for a protein of 163 amino acids. The transcript has a single exon. The record is from RefSeq and is a predicted model, not a curated record.
AUGUCUCUUCUCCGUGCCAACUUCCCCGGCUCUGGCGGCGACUUCGCCCCUCUCUUCCGUCUUCUUGAUGACUACGAUGACCACCGCUCUUCCCGCAACCAGUCGGUCACUUCGUUCUCUCCUCGCUUUGACAUCCGUGAGAGUGAAGACGCAUACCAUUUCGAUGGUGAACUGCCUGGCAUCUCUCAGAAGGACAUCGACAUUGAGUUCUCCGACCCCCAGACUCUGGUUGUCAAGGGUCACACUGAACGCGAGUACCAAACCUCCGAGCCAGAAGGCAAGGCCAAAGAGGGCGCGAAGAAAUCCGACGAUGGCAAGCCCACUCACCGGUUCUGGGCUAGCGAGCGCUCAGUCGGCGAGUUCCAGCGCGUUUUCUCCUUCCCUACCCCUGUCGACCAGCACAACGUCAAGGCCAGUCUGAAGAACGGUAUCCUGGCCAUCCAGGUACCCAAGGUCAGCGCUGCCUCUUCCAAGAAGAUCACCAUUGAGUGA